AUGGCAGCCGCCUUCAAUUGGAAGAAUCCGUUCGAUCUAGAGUCGCAAUUGACACAGGACGAAAUCCUGAUGAGGAAUCAGUUUCGUUCCUACUGCCAGGAGCAGCUCCUGCCGAACGUGAUCGAAGCGAAUCGAAAGGAACACUUCGAUCGGGAGAUUGUAAAGCAGAUGGGACAGCUCGGGGUGUUGGGCUGCAUCAUGAAGGGCUAUGGCGGCGCCGGGGUAUCCUCAGUGGCUUACGGGCUCCUCGCCAGGGAAAUUGAGAAAAUCGACAGCGGGUAUCGAUCGGCGUUCUCGGUGCAAUCCUCUCUUUCGAUCGGUGCGAUCUACAUGUUCGGCAGCGAUACUCAAAAAGAACGAUUUCUACCUAAAAUGGGUGCGUUCAAGCGUUUCUUAGAAUAG
Trachymyrmex cornetzi is the source of this 402-nucleotide messenger RNA. Its product is annotated as glutaryl-CoA dehydrogenase, mitochondrial-like. The coding region runs from base 1 to 402 and encodes 133 amino acids. Gene Ontology annotation, biological process: fatty acid beta-oxidation using acyl-CoA dehydrogenase; fatty-acyl-CoA biosynthetic process. NCBI's taxonomy places the organism in Eukaryota, Metazoa, Arthropoda, Insecta, Hymenoptera, Formicidae. The transcript has 2 exons. The record is from RefSeq and is a predicted model, not a curated record. Gene Ontology annotation, molecular function: flavin adenine dinucleotide binding; fatty-acyl-CoA binding; glutaryl-CoA dehydrogenase activity. Gene Ontology annotation, cellular component: mitochondrial inner membrane.